ACUAGAUCUGCGCUGCAAGUCCUGGACCUCUGCGGGUUGCAAGGAGACGAGGGUCCGACGGUGGACUCGAUGGGGGGCUGGUCCCUAACCAUAGCGCUGUGCACUAUGGUGGUGCAGGCGCGAGCCGGAGAACGAAAGAGGGUCUGCACUCUGGAGCGAGACAAUGAUGUGAAACGAGAGAGGGGCCAGCGCAAGAGAGUCAAGGAGGCAACUGGUGACAAGAGCGACCGCAAGGAGGGGUCCGCGGGAGUCUUGGGGGAAGCAGAUUUGAUGAAGGGGGUGAAGAGGAGGAUAGAAACAGGGAGGAGGCGAGAGAGCUCGGGGAUGGAAGGAGACGAGAAGGAAAUUCGUGCACCCUUGCAGGUGAGGGCGGACAUUUUUGUCAACGCCCGCUCUUGGGAGCGCGUGUGCACAGCCCUGAGUGCGACGGGACCCCUGGAACUGCAGUGCCGGUACCUGCACGUGGAGGAGGUCUCCGUGUCCAGCAUUGGGACCCUGCUGGACCUCUUGCCACCUCGGGGCCUGCUAGGGGUGGAUGUGCGCUACAGCAACCUUGGCGUGGCGGGCCUGGCUCAGCUGCUGCCUCGGCUCGCCGCCUUCCCCGACUUGAGCUCUCUCUGCCUGCACUACUGCAACUUGGACCUUCGCCGGGACCAGCCGGGGCAGGAGGAGGCGUUCCGAGACCUCUCCCAAGGUCUGGCACAGCUGCAGGGACUGCGACGUCUCAGCCUCACGGCUCUGCGUUUGCCAGGACAACUUCGUGUGCUACUCAGGGCUUCACACACUGUUACCUACUGGUGACGCAGCACCCAGAGCAACUGGGG
Hippocampus comes (tiger tail seahorse) is the source of this 824-nucleotide messenger RNA. Its product is annotated as leucine-rich repeat-containing protein 14. The transcript is spliced from 2 exons. The record is from RefSeq and is a predicted model, not a curated record. The annotation marks the transcript as partial. NCBI's taxonomy places the organism in Eukaryota, Metazoa, Chordata, Actinopteri, Syngnathiformes, Syngnathidae. Gene Ontology annotation, cellular component: cytoplasm.